Coregonus clupeaformis (lake whitefish) is the source of this 598-nucleotide messenger RNA. RefSeq names its product IgGFc-binding protein-like. The record is from RefSeq and is a predicted model, not a curated record. Bases 235 to 552 code for a protein of 105 amino acids. NCBI's taxonomy places the organism in Eukaryota, Metazoa, Chordata, Actinopteri, Salmoniformes, Salmonidae. The transcript is spliced from 2 exons.
AGUCUGUGUUGUCAGAGGAUUGCCAGGAGCUCUGUACCUGUACUGCCUCUGGUGAUGUGAAGUGUAAGGUGAACAAGUGCAAGGCUGACAAAAGAUGCCAAGUCAAGAAUGGUCACCGGGGCUGCGAUCUCAAAAAGUGUUUGAUGGAGGCUGAUAGCUCCUUCACCCUGUUCAAUGGAAGAGGUGGUGAAAUCACAGCCAUUGGGACCUACGAGAUAACCAAAGAUUGUGAAAAUGCUCUGGUGGAAGUGGUUCAGAGUGGUGGUGAAGUUGCAGGCCUGUGGGAAGACUGGCCUCAAGAGCGUUGUUGCUGUGUACGUCUACUUUAAUGACCUGAUCGUCACUGUCAACAGCAAGCAUGAACCUUGGAUCAACGGUAAGAAGGUGACUCUACCCCGCCUGCUGAGUAAUGAGGUCUCAGUGAAGGUCUCUGACAAGACACUGACGAUUGAGAGGAUGUCAGGCCUUCAGGUGUCAUACAGCCUCUCUCAGGAGAUCACAGUGACAGUGAGUGCCAAUAUGGCUGACAAGGAGACAAUAGUCUCCACCUGACUAUGCCGAAAUACAUGGACGGCUGGAUCGCACCGGACUUUCUCAC